Molecule: messenger RNA, 1527 nt
Organism: Penicillium chermesinum
Lineage: Eukaryota; Fungi; Ascomycota; Eurotiomycetes; Eurotiales; Aspergillaceae
Exons: 3
Coding region: 1-1527 (508 amino acids)
Molecular function (GO): nucleic acid binding; zinc ion binding
Source: RefSeq, a predicted model, not a curated record
AUGUCGACUCAAGGCAGUAACACCCCACGCCCACCAGCACCAGCUGCACCACCUACCAACGCUCAGUUGGAAGGCAUGCUCAGCCAGUUACAGGAACAAAUUAUGGAACUAGAGAAGCAACGAUUGCCACAGAUCAAACCACCGAAGCCAGAUUUCUUCGAAGGACACCGAGGCAAGUUGCGAGCAUUCUUGACGCAGAUGGAUAUGCAAUUACGACUUGUCAACUUCCAGUCCGAAGUCGAUAAGGUCAUGUAUGCAUCCACGUACCUGCGAGGACAAGCGUUCGAAUGGUUCGAACCAUACAUCCGGGACUAUACCGACAAACCCAGCAAGGACCGCGAUGAAGCUACAAAAGAAGUUUUCGCGUCAUACUCCAACUUUAAGAAGAAAUUAGAAGCCACCUUUGGGGAUGUUGAUGCAACCCGUACCGCGGAACGACGAUUGAGGAGACUCCGACAAACUGGAUCAGCCAGUGUAUACACCGCUGAAUUCCAACAAAUCAUCUCUCAUCUCGAUUGGGAUGAGGAUGCGUACAUCGCCAUCUAUGAAGACGGUCUUAAGGAAGAUGUGAAAGACGAAAUCAUGCGAAUCGACCGACCCGAUAGGUUGAGCAAACUCAUGGAAGUCGCAGUUAAGUUCGACAACCGACUAUACGAAAGAUCGCUUCAACGACGAGAAGCACGACAGUGGCGGGGACAAGACAACCUCCCCGAACCCACGGAUUCCGACGACGAGGAGGUCGAAGAGAGCCACGACAGGCCCAAAAACCCACGAAAGGAAAAGCAAUAUAGGCAGAUGAAAGGAAAAUGCUUCAACUGCAACCAAGGAGGACAUUUCGCAAAAGAAUGCCCUAAACCACGGAAACCGCGACAACCGCAGCAACUUCGAGCAACAAACGAGAGCCGAGGCGGAUACAACGAGACCAAACAAAUCUGCGCCACGGAAGAGCGCGAGAGGGACGAAACAUUAUCAGACAUCCAAGACAUGCUUGAAGCAUGGACGACGCUAAGUGAAAGCGAGAUCGCAGACAGCGAACCAACGGACGGAACCGCGAGAAACACCAACGACAAAGACACAGAAGCACAGACGUACGAGGGGAGUGACACCUCGGAACUGUUGAAAGAAAACCAGCGACACGAGUUCCCAGAGAUCGAUUGGGAUAACAGAAGUUGGACUCUGGACGAAUCCGAGUCCCAGGAGCAAGAGGGACUAUCCCAGGAGACACGAAACCUCGUUCAAGGAACGAAGGGCUCCCAGGACCUCGAAUACGAACCUCCAUGCCCCGAACUGCACUACCAGGACCCAGAAUGGGCCGUCGAGAUAUUCAACCGAAUUGUCAGGGAAGAACCCUACAUCAGAGGAGCAGUUAUGAAGUUAAACGAGUUGUGCGAACUCAUGAACAGGAACACCACCAAAGAAGAAAAGAAGAGGGCCUGGAUCGAGUGCGACCCACAGCGCGGAUUGCUCAUGUCGCGGAUACGCCAGGCAUCCCGACCACAGCACGAUACCCUUCACGCGGUGCUAUGA